AUGACCGGGAGGGAUAGCGAAAAUCAAGACCCUUGGUACUGCACUGUCGUAUUCCGAUCGAUCAGUUGUGUCAGAGUCUUCAGCUUUCUCAGUCGAUUCAAUUUUUGCUACUACAACUACUCCUACCAUCAUCAUAUACAAUAUUUUAAGAUUUUUCUAAAAUCAAAAAGCAGUUCCAACUUUCAAGUCAGAGUCAAAGAAUUAAAGCCUUCAUGCACUACAUCACAUCUUUACUUCUCGAUACAUAAACACGUGAGUGGUCUCACAUUAAAAUUUUGCGGGCAGCAAUGUAUGGUCGAGCAGUUAGAACUCGAUGAAAUACAAGACUAUUCAUAUAUAUAUAUACGGUUCAGCAACACAGCGUUCUGUCUACAUUUUUCGAUAGUUUUUUAACUCAUAAAUGUAGUGAAUGCGGUAAAUUUUUAUCACGUUGCUGGACACCUGGUCUUACGUUUCCGUUACAUGGUGAUCACGGUGAACAUAGGGUACCAGCGGACCGGGAAAAUUAUGAUUUUGAUUUUUUAACCAGCAUUC
Messenger RNA from Sipha flava (yellow sugarcane aphid), 534 nucleotides. RefSeq lists its product as uncharacterized. The transcript has 4 exons. The coding region runs from base 1 to 393 and encodes 130 amino acids. NCBI's taxonomy places the organism in Eukaryota, Metazoa, Arthropoda, Insecta, Hemiptera, Aphididae. The record is from RefSeq and is a predicted model, not a curated record.